This is a messenger RNA of Anopheles darlingi, 1114 nucleotides long. RefSeq names its product midnolin homolog. The record is from RefSeq and is a predicted model, not a curated record. Lineage: Eukaryota; Metazoa; Arthropoda; Insecta; Diptera; Culicidae. The transcript is spliced from 2 exons. Bases 250 to 738 code for a protein of 162 amino acids.
AUUGGGGCAUGUGGCCACAGUAGUCGGUCUUUAAAAAUAGCAGAGGUCUAUAUCUCCAGGGUAGCUUGCGAAGGCCCAGGAAGCUGGAUUCAAGAGCCGUACUGGAAUAAAUCCGCACGGAAGUUGAAGAAGAAGAAGAAGAAGAAGAAGCGUGUUGAUUUUGGUUUUCUCGAUUGGGCUCCGUAAAAGUUAGGAAAACCUUUUCCAGUCCAUGAAACGGAGAAGAGCAGUUUUGCCGGUUUAAGUGCGAUGAUGGCAGGCCCCGUAGAUACUAGGAAAAGAUCUCGCGAGGAAGAGCAGAAUGAGUUCAUGCCUUUAUCGAAGCGAAUCAACAAUCUGCACUUGAACAAUAAUCAGGGCAACCUGGGCGGAGUGCUAGCGGAACAGCUCGGAGCAACGUCGAAUCACCACGGACAGUUUGCUAUCGGUGGUCAGCCAGCAGACUACGCUAAUCACGCAAAUCAUCAUCAUCACCAUCUCCACCAGCAUCAUCUCGGAGCAAGUGCUGUUGCUGCUAACGGCACAAGCAACACUAGCAGCAACAAUGGAACCCUCAUCCUAGCUGCCAAUAGUGGCAGCAAUAGUCCUGCCUCGACACACGCCUCGACCAUUUCCAUCAACGGAGAAAUUCUCGGCGAAUACUGUCCGGUGCUGUCUGCAGAGGAAAACCCGCACUACUUCACGAAGAACAAAGUGCUCUACGACCUGUACAUCGAGCGCAUGAGACGGCUGCAGUAGACUACUGUGUGUGAUACGGUUAAGCAAGGAGACGACUCUAUCUUUUAGUACUGUAGUUUAUUCCGCUUGUCCCGGGACUAAUCUCGCUCCAUAAGUAAGACGCGAUGCGUUUUUUAAACAUUAAUUUACUAAAUUUGUCGAUCUACGUUUUUACUCUUCACUAUGCGCUGGCAAACAUUAGGGUAGCCGUUUGUGUUCAUGGCGCAAGGAGUGUCUACAUGUUUUCUUUUUUAAAUCCCUCGUAACAUUAACACCAGUCGUAGAGGAAGGAACUACUAUUAUCCAAAGACGCUUACGGAGAAAAUCAUUACCCCGUUUCAGUGGGAAAAGAGUGAAUUAAUAACAAACGAAUAAAGGGUCUGGUACUCGAAAUCAA